UACUGUUUGUUUGCAACCAUAAAAGACGCAGACAAAGGGAGAAACAGACAGAAACAGAGAGUUUUAGUGAACUGAAUUGUUGCUUCUUUCAUCAUUCAAUAACCUCCUCCUCCUUCCUUAUCUUCAUCUCUAUCUCAGAUUCCAUUUUUACAAGUGAAAAACUCAAAUUCUGAGAAAGAAUUCAACAACAAAAAAAGAAACAAAAAAUGUUGUCGACAAAGUCCGAAUCCGAUAUCACAAGCCUAGCUCCAUCGUCGCCUUCGAGGUCUCCAAAACGUCCGGUAUACUAUGUCCAGAGUCCAUCCCGAGACUCUCACGACGGCGACAAGUCGUCGACGACGCAACCGAGUCCCAUGGAGUCACCUUCACACCCUUCCUCCGUCGGACGCCAUUCGAGGAACUCGUCGGCGAGCAGAUUCUCGGGGAUAUUCCGGUCGUCGUCCGGGAGGAAAGGUAGCCGGAAGAGGAAUGAUAAAGGGUGGCCUGAGUGUGGGGUGAUAAUGGAAGAAGGGUCGUAUGAUGAGUUUGAGGAUAAAGCCUUCACUAGGCGUUUCCAGGCCUUGAUUGCUCUUUUCACGUUUGUGGUUUUGUUCACGGUGUUCUGUUUGAUUAUUUGGGGUGCCAGUAGGCCUUACAAAGCUGAAAUCGUCGUCAGGAGCUUUGCAGUGCACAACGUUUUUGUUGGGGAAGGCUCAGAUUUCUCAGGGGUACCAACAAGAAUGCUGACCAUCAAUGGCACCUUGAAGAUGACUGUAUACAACCCAGCUACGAUUUUCGGCAUUCAUGUUAGUUCCGACCCUGUCUAUCUCGCGUACUCGGAGAUCAAUGUCGCUGCCGGUCAGUUGAAAUAUUAUCAGCCAAGGAAGAGCCGUAGGACUGUAUCAAUUGUGUUGGAAGGGGAAAAGGUGCCACUUUAUGGAGCUGGAUCCAGCUUAACGUUCACACAAAAUGGUGCUGCCGAAGUUCCGUUGAUGCUCAAGUUUGAAGUCCGGUCGAGAGGGAAUGUCGUCGGGAAACUCGUGAAAACGAGGCACCGGAAACAAAUUUCUUGCCCUCUGGUCAUUGAUUCCGUGAAAACCAAGCUCAUUAAGUUCAAGAAAGACGAAUGUUCGUACGAGUGAAAGCCUUUGUCGUCUCUUUGCCACUCUGCUAUUAAAUCUCCACGAUCGUUCGUCGAGAAUGUGUUCUGUUUCGCCCCCCCCCCCCGGGUUCCCUUUUCUUUGUAUCUUCUGUGAAGGGUGUAAAUGUUUGUUGUUUUGCUUAGUCUUUUGAGCUUCUUUUGAAUGAAAAAUAAAUAAAUGUAUAGACGACAUAAGAGGUUCUUCGUGGUUG
Hibiscus syriacus is the source of this 1332-nucleotide messenger RNA. RefSeq lists its product as uncharacterized. Lineage: Eukaryota; Viridiplantae; Streptophyta; Magnoliopsida; Malvales; Malvaceae. Bases 207 to 1121 code for a protein of 304 amino acids. The transcript has 3 exons. The record is from RefSeq and is a predicted model, not a curated record.